Messenger RNA from Branchiostoma floridae (Florida lancelet), 1381 nucleotides. RefSeq lists its product as uncharacterized. The record is from RefSeq and is a predicted model, not a curated record. Lineage: Eukaryota; Metazoa; Chordata; Leptocardii; Amphioxiformes; Branchiostomatidae. The transcript is spliced from 5 exons. Bases 23 to 772 code for a protein of 249 amino acids.
AGAGAGGGUGGCCCAAUGUAGAAUGCUUAUAUGUCACAUGUCUGUCUGUGCGCCAGUCUCAUCUCUUUAUCGUCAGCAGACACCAAGAGCAAACAAGGGGUACAAACAAGAACAUGCCGUAAAGGACGAGGCACCGCGAGAUCCCUCGAGAAAAGCCGAGAUCGUGUACGUCCCGAUGCCGCCUAGAUGCAAGACGACCGAAUGCAUGCCGAUCAGGAAGACCAAGGACUUCGGCGACUUCUGGGAGAUAACUGUAACAGAUUACAAGGGUGUGUGCCACUUUGAAGUUGGUUGUGGUGCUCAUCACUCAGGAAGGAAGGUUUUUCGCCCCCUUCUAAAGUACUUCGCCGGAGACAAUGUCGAGGGAAUUUCCCUUGGCGGUAUUACGGCACCUUUGUUCUUCAAUUACCAAGGCGUUGUACUGAUGGAGUCCGGUGAAGAAGGGAGCUGCAGCUUACCAUAUGAAGUUUGUCUUCCGCUGCCAAAGGCUUUCCGGCACAGAGAGAAGAUUGCAACUCUGAAUAACCACACAAACUUGUAUACUCGAGCGGAGGUCAAGGCGUACAUCACGAGAGUUCACGAGUACCCACUUCUCGCGAGAACGAUCCGAGAACACGGGCUGCAUCUCAUGGGUCGUCUUGACGAGGAAGGAGUCAGAUACGACAAGGAGGCGCUGUUAGCCUUCACAUAUGACGACUACUUCACACCGCCGAGCCAGAGAGUCAGCUAUGUAGGCUUCGGCAACCCCAUCACCGGGAAUAAGCAGACUUAAGACUGGCUCCGCCCCUUAGGCGUCGCCAAAAAGCCAAGCACUAUAAUAGAUUAAGGACAUCAUCUGUUGUGCGAAAGGUCAAUUAGAAGGUUAGGCCUCAGUGUCAAGGCCUAAGAAGCACUUCAAGGUUGCAGAAUCAUUGUACAUACAGUAUAAACAUCUACAAACUUGUGAUGUUGAAACAACAGAACGAAGUGUGCUUAAGGAGAUUGUUUAAAGUCUCUACAAGCUCUGGCAUACAACAGAGUGCUGUUGAACAAUGCAUGUGUUACUGAAAUAAUCCUGUAGUAUAACGUUACAUGUAGCUAUCUCUAAGCAGUUAAGCAGUUAAAGUUCUUCUCAUACUUUGACUUUUUUAUGACUCCAUGUAAACGUGUAUAAACUUGUAUAGAUAUACUCGGUACGUAUUGUUAUUGAAUAUUCUACAUGGGGAAAUUAUACCAUCUGACAAGGAAUUCGGCAUACCGUACUUUCCCCGAUACCCUGUAAUAGACUUAUAGUAUCAACAGGUAACUGCGGUUUGAAAAGUAUCUGCUAGGGGCUCAAGAACAUCAAUGACGGUCCUGCCCAGAAUACCUCUCGGUAAUUCAAUAAAGAUCAAUAAAAAUU